Messenger RNA from Syzygium oleosum, 1719 nucleotides. RefSeq names its product myb-related protein 2. The record is from RefSeq and is a predicted model, not a curated record. Lineage: Eukaryota; Viridiplantae; Streptophyta; Magnoliopsida; Myrtales; Myrtaceae. Gene Ontology annotation, molecular function: DNA binding; DNA-binding transcription factor activity. Bases 140 to 1309 code for a protein of 389 amino acids. The transcript has 7 exons.
CCUACAAGACAAUAUAAGAAAGAGCACUUGAAAGAAAGUCUCCUUAAUGCAGUGAACCAGACCAAGAGCUCUUCAGCAACAACGUAACUGCACCGACUUCCAGAUAUCAGAAGCGGCAUAUUUGGACAGAGAAAAGAUAAUGCAAAAUUAUAGUCUAUACGGAGGAAAGAACUUCCACCCUUCUUCAAGGAUGUCCAUUCUUUCACAAAGGCAUCUGCUUCUGCAAGCUGCAAAUGGCCCUGGAGAUUCAGCACUUAUACUCUCAACCGAUGCUAAGCCCAGGCUAAAAUGGACCGCAGACCUCCAUAAAAGGUUUGUGGAAGCAGUCAAUCAGCUUGGAGGAGCAGAUAAGGCUACUCCGAAAUCAAUUUUGAAAGUUAUGGGGAUUCCAGGACUUACCUUAUACCAUUUAAAGAGCCAUCUUCAGAAAUACAGGCUUAGCAAGAAUCUGCAUGGACAAGCAACUAAUGGGACAAACAGAGCUGUGGCAGAAGUAAAAGCGUCAGAAGCAAAUGGACCUCAUAUGAACAAUUCAAGCAUUGCAAUACAAGUGAACAAAAACUUACAUAUAAGCGAAGCAUUUCAGGUCCAAAUUGAAGUGCAGAGACGGCUUCAUGAGCAAAUGGAGGUGCAGAGACACAUGCAGCUGCAUAUAGAAGCACAGGGAAAAUAUCUCCAGGCUGUGCUGGAGAAAGCUCAGGAGACUCUCGGAAGACACGACUUAGGCUCCGUCGGACUCGAGGCAGCCAAAAAUCAACUCUCCGAGCUGGUCUCUAAAGUGUCCGCCGAUAGCCUGAGCUCCGCAUUUCCCGACUCGAUCGAUCUCCAUCUUCACCAGCUGCAAACGAACCAGAACACCGAUUGUUCGCUCGACAGUUGCCUGACGUGCGAACGGCCUCAAAAGGACCGGAAGGUGGUCGUCGACGGAUCGCGAUCGAGGGACCAUCAUCCUAACCCGUUUCUGCUCUCGUCGGACAUCGCAGACGAUCGCAGAAGCGGGCAGACUGCUCGCGAAGACGCGGAAGCGAGAGUGAAGAGGGCGAUUUGUGAUUUAUCCAUGAAUUGCGGUCGCCGGAGCUCCUCCGAGGGGACGAACGGACGGAUCGACGAGGAAAUCAAGCUCACGAGUCCCAGACGAACCGGCGACGGCGAGACGGACUCGACCGAGGGGGAACAGCGCGAGGGACCGUCGGUCGACUGCGGACGUUCUCGCCUUCGAUCGGAGCUGGACCUGAACGCUCGCGAUGAAGGCAGAGACGCUUCGAGCCGCCGCGAGCCGCUCGAUCUGAACGGUUCCAGCUGGAGCUGAGAGGCGGGCGCUCAACGGCGAGCUUACGCGACGAGGACGACGAGAGUUCGCACCGCCGAGUUCCGCCGGAGCUGCCUCCGGUCCGGAGUUCGAGCGCCGGGGGACAUCUGUCGACUUCGUAGCACACGGUCUGUAGCGGGAAAGUGAGAAAAAAAAGAGAUUUUUUUCCCAUUUUCUUUUCAAUUAAUAUUUUUAGCAAGGUUUUUUUUUGGUUCUUUUUUUUUAUCAUGAGGUUUUUUUUUUGUUCGGAUAAUAAGGUUUUGAUAAGCGGGGAGAUGUUUUAUGUGGGACGUAAACGAACGAAAAAAAACUAUGGUGUAACUUGACGCAAAAGAAAAAUAAUUGCAAAACAAUAAACCAUGUGUUUUGUAAUUUGGAAAAUAAAUAAAAAAGUACAAAAGUUAUUUCAU